AUGCCUACCGUGUCCGUUUACAAAAACCAAUUAUAUGACUUAUUGGGCAAGCAUUACGAAACCAAAGACUUUGAUGAAUUAUGUUUUGAAUUUGGUAUCGAACUAGAUGACGACACAACUGAGGAAGCUCUAAAAAAUGGCACUGAGCCAGAGUACAAGAUUGACAUUGGUGCCAAUCGUUAUGAUUUACUAUGUAUUGAAGGUAUUGCUCAAUCCUUAAAUGAAUUUUUAGGUAAAGCUACAACUCCAGAAUAUAAAUUAUCCAAGCCAACAACUAAAUUGAUCAUUGAUAAGUCGACCGAGGCAAUUAGACCUUUUGCAGCUGCAGCAGUUUUAAGAAACAUCAAGUUUGAUAAGAAAUCAUAUGAAUCAUUUAUUGCUUUGCAAGAUAAAUUACAUUCCAAUAUUUGUAGAAACAGAUCUUUAGUUGCAAUGGGUACACACGACUUAGAUAGUAUCAAGGGUCCAUUUUAUUACAAGGCUUUAGAUCCAGAUUCUUUUAAGUUUGUUCCAUUGAAUCAGACAAAAGAGAUGACAGGUCGCGAAAUUGUUGAUUUUUAUAAUUCUCCAGAACAAAAAAAUAAUAUUGGCCGUUUCACCCAUAUCAUUCAAGAUUCUCCAGUUUAUCCAGUCAUUACCGACAGCGAAGGUACAGUUUGUUCUUUGCCACCAUUAAUCAAUUCUGAACACUCCAAAAUUACUUUAGAUUCCCGUAAUGUCUUUAUCGAAAUUACUGCCACUGACAGAACUAAAGCUGCCAUUGUUUUAAACCAAAUAGUCGCUAUGUUUUCUCGUUAUUGUAAAGACCCCUUUACAGUUGAACCCGUUGAAGUUGUUUCCGAACAUAACAAUGAAUCCCGUAUCACUCCAGACUUUACUCCCAGAUACAUGAAAGUUUCUAAAAAAUACAUCAAUAGUUGUCUAGGUUUGGAUUUAUCUGCUGAGGAGAUUUGUAAGUGUUUAAAAAAAAUGUCUCUUCACGGCACGCCAUCUAAAAUUGAUGAAAAUACUAUUGACGUUUCCAUUCCAAUCACUAGACCAGAUAUUUUACAUCCAUGUGAUAUAAUGGAAGAUGCUGCUAUUGGCUACGGUUAUAACAACUUGCCAAAAGAAAGCAAACUGUCUAAUUCCAGCUUUGUUGCCUCUCCUUUACCGAUUAACAGAGUUUCUGAUAUUUUCAGGAUUGCUUCUUCGCAGGCUUCCUGGUUAGAAGUUAUGCCAUUGACUUUAUGUUCGCACGAUGAAAAUUUUAAAUUUUUAAGAUUGAAGGACGAUAACACUAAAGUUGUUAAGUUGGCUAACCCAAAAACUUUAGAAUACCAAGUCGUCAGAACUUCUUUAUUACCGGGUAUUUUAAAGACUGUUAAAGAAAAUAGAAAGCAUGCCUUGCCCAUUAAAGUUUUUGAAUCUGGUGAUGUUGUUUUCAAAAAUGAAAAACUGGAAAGAAGAGCAUUCAAUGAACGUCAUUGGGCUGCUGUCUAUGUUGGUAAAACAGCUGGCUUUGAAAUAAUUCAAGGUUUGUUAGCUAAAAUAAUGCAAACAUUCAGAACACCAUGGAUUGCUGAUUUUGGUAAAGCUUCCCCUGGUAGAGGCUACUGGAUUGAAGAGGAUACUACUGUGGACACUUAUCUACCUGGCAGAGGUGCUAAAGUUAUAUUCAGACAUAAGGAAGGUGCAGAACCCAUCAAAAUCGGUAAUUUAGGUGUUUUACACCCAGAAGUUAUGAACAACUUUGAUAUUCCAUAUGCCAGUUCUUUUGUUGAAUUAAAUGCUGAAGUUUUCUUAUAA
Messenger RNA from Saccharomycodes ludwigii, 1788 nucleotides. RefSeq names its product phenylalanine--tRNA ligase subunit beta (gene FRS1). Bases 1 to 1788 code for a protein of 595 amino acids. Gene Ontology annotation, biological process: phenylalanyl-tRNA aminoacylation. The record is from RefSeq and is a predicted model, not a curated record. Lineage: Eukaryota; Fungi; Ascomycota; Saccharomycetes; Saccharomycodales; Saccharomycodaceae. The transcript has a single exon. Gene Ontology annotation, cellular component: cytoplasm; phenylalanine-tRNA ligase complex. Gene Ontology annotation, molecular function: ATP binding; RNA binding; phenylalanine-tRNA ligase activity.